Molecule: messenger RNA, 1060 nt
Organism: Corapipo altera (White-ruffed manakin)
Lineage: Eukaryota; Metazoa; Chordata; Aves; Passeriformes; Pipridae
Gene: ALKAL2
Product: ALK and LTK ligand 2
Exons: 6
Coding region: 335-793 (152 amino acids)
Biological process (GO): positive regulation of ERK1 and ERK2 cascade; positive regulation of ERK5 cascade
Molecular function (GO): receptor signaling protein tyrosine kinase activator activity; receptor tyrosine kinase binding
Source: RefSeq, a predicted model, not a curated record
CAAGUGGACUUUUAUUGUUUUCCACCCACUUCCAAGUCGAUACUAUCUGCCGUCUCAUGUCCAUCCUAUAGCCUAUAUAAGCGGCUGCGCUGGGGCUGGCGGCGAUGGAGUAGUUUGUGGAUACAACGGGAGCGCAGGGACGGGAGGGGGGCGGGCGGGCCAGCCGCGGAAUACUUGGACUCCCCACCACUCGCGGGCUGCUGCCGUCCGGGGAGCGGCUCCCCGGGGGAAGACACCUCGGCUUCUGGGACGGAGAGACAGUGAAACAGGAGGCCUCUCACAGCAGCAGACCCUUCCUCUUCAUCCCCUCGUGCACUCUUCAGGUCGGACUGCAAUGAGUGGACUGAGGUCUCCUGGGCUGCUGGGGCUGGUACUCUUAAUGCUCUCAGCAGGAUAUUGCAAAGAGAAAACUGACUCCACAGAUUUGAAGGACAAGCAAAGUCUCUUAAAUCUGAUCAUGGAGAUCAUUCAGGAACUGAAGAGGUACCACCUGGAGAAGGAAAGUGGAGUGCAGUACUUCUCCAAGCAUGACUAUAACUUGGAUCGAAGGGAAGUGGCUGACUAUGGAGGAUACCAGGAUGAGCAGAGAGUUGAAAUAGUUCCCAGAGAUCUGAGGAUGAAAGACAAAUUCUUAAAGCAUUUAACAGGUCCACUCUACUUUAGCCCAAAAUGUAGUAAACAUUUUCAUCGGCUUUAUCACAAUACAAGGGACUGCACCAUCCCAGCAUAUUAUAAAAGAUGUGCCAGGCUUCUUACUCGGUUGGCAGUAAGCCCAAUGUGCAUGGAAGGAUAAAGAUGUUAUUACCAUGACAAGAAACACCAAGAACCAAGAGAAGUGCCUUGGAAACCAACAGGGAAAUAGAACUUACUACCUUUUAGCAAAUUCCAUUGUGAACAAGAGAUUUAUUUUUGCAGAUUGACAGACUACUUCCCAUAAUUCUUUUAACAUGCAUUUUGUAUGCCAUCAAGUUUGCAGAUUGACAUUCUUUACAGUAGCAUAACUGCCAGUAGUACUUAAUGCUCCGUACUUAAAAACACACUUUACAAUUGAUGUGUAAUG